UCAUUGUAGUUGAAUUUGUACCACUUGUCUCUUGCUCUCUAUAUAAAGCUCCUUCAUUUCCAUUCCAUUCCAUCCCAUUCCCUCUCAAAGUUUGGGCACCUCUGUCCUGAAACAUGAAGCACUUCUUAAGUGUCCUUGCUCUCAUCUUGAUCACAACAACAUCUACACAUGCAUCCACAACCCAAGUCUACUGGCAUAAAAUGCUACCCAACUCUCCCAUGCCCAGAGCCAUCAUGGAUCUCAUAUCCUCUGCUGCAGAUGAACUUGGUGAAGAGAAGACAGGGACAGCAGUAAACGUAGGUAAAGGUGGAGUCGUAGUGAACACUGGGAAAUCUGGAGGCAGUGGCACAAACGUCAACGUUGGUCAUGGUGGUGUUGGAGUGAACGUCAAGGGAAAAGGUAACACCCAAGUUGGAGUUGGGAAAGGAGGUGUGAAUGUGAACACUGGUCCCAAAGGAAAGCCAGUUGUGGUCAAGGUGCAUCCUGGUGGAAGCCCCUUCGAUUAUAAUUAUGCUGCUACUGAGACUCAAGUCCAUGAUGAUCCUCAUGUAGCACUUUUCUUCCUGGAAAAGGAUUUGAGCCCUGGUUCCAAAUUUGAUCUUCAGUUCACCAAGACGACCUCCGGGUCACCUUUUUUAUCUCGUUCACAAGCAAACACCAUUCCGUUCUCAUCAAACAAGCUGCCUGGGAUCCUAACUCGUUUUCAGGUAGAGCCAAACUCUAUUACGGCUGAGACCAUGAAGAAGACCCUAGUGGAGUGUGAAGAGCCGGCCAUGGACGGGGAGAGUAAGUUCUGUGCUACGUCAUUGGAAUCCAUGGUGGAGUUCAGCAUGAUGAGUUUGGGAACAAGAGACGUGCAGGCAAGCUCAACAACAGUGAAGGAGAAGAGUGGUGAUGUUGAGGUGAAAAAGACUUUUAGUGUUGCUCCUGCCGGUGUACGUGCGUUGGGCGGAGAGAAGCUGGUGGCAUGCCAUGCGCAGCCAUACCCUUACGCAGUGUUUUUCUGCCACGCAACGGGGAAGAGCAAGGCGUACAAGAUGGCGCUGGAAGGGAAUGAUGGGAUGAAAGUGGAAGCUGUGGCCGUGUGCCAUCUUGAUACGGCUAAGUGGAACUCGAAGCACUUGGCUUUCCAGGUGCUCAAGGUGAAGCCUGGGAGCGUCCCAGUUUGCCAUUUCCUGCCAGAGGACCAUGUUGUGUGGAGUGUUAGCAAGUAGGGUGGAAAAAGUUCAUUAUGUGAUGGUGUUUGCUGGUUUACAUAUAUAUAUAUAUAUAUAUAUUAUUUGCUGUAUUGUUGCAUGGAAUAAGAAUGUCUGUGUGUAUGUGCUUGUGAGACACUAGUCAUCUUGUUGUAUGUUAUAUUAUAUAGUAAUGGAAAUUAACUUUUCUUCAUUAUUA
Messenger RNA from Dioscorea cayenensis subsp. rotundata (Guinea yam), 1395 nucleotides. Its product is annotated as BURP domain-containing protein 3-like. The coding region runs from base 114 to 1214 and encodes 366 amino acids. NCBI's taxonomy places the organism in Eukaryota, Viridiplantae, Streptophyta, Magnoliopsida, Dioscoreales, Dioscoreaceae. The transcript is spliced from 3 exons. The record is from RefSeq and is a predicted model, not a curated record.